Molecule: messenger RNA, 1035 nt
Organism: Elgaria multicarinata webbii
Lineage: Eukaryota; Metazoa; Chordata; Lepidosauria; Squamata; Anguidae
Product: TNF receptor-associated factor 1-like
Exons: 4
Coding region: 197-772 (191 amino acids)
Molecular function (GO): protein binding
Source: RefSeq, a predicted model, not a curated record
CCUGGAAACUUUGCACCAGCUAGCAGGCCUGGGCAAGCUGGACAGGCUGUGGGAGAGGCUGAAGUCCGAUUUCCCACCCAAGCAGAAGGUGGCCGAGCUGGAAAGCCGGCAGAAGACCUUAGAAAACAUCGUCUCGGUCCUGAGUCGGGAGCUGGACAGGAGAGAGGAGCCCCCUGGAGUCACUCUCGGAGAAGCCAUGGCCAGGAUCCUCUACCUGGAGGAGAAGGUGGAGCAGCAAGACUCGCUCUUGGCCCUGAAGGAUGUGAUGAUCAGCAGCUUAGCUUCCCGGAUCCACACCCUGGAGCAAUCCACGUACGAUGGCUGUUUCCUUUGGAAGGUCCCCGAGGUGGGCGUUAGGACUCGGGAGGCGCAAACCAGCAACCGGCCUGCCAUUUAUUCCCCUCCGUUCUACACCUGCCGCUACGGUUACAAACUCUGCCUCAAGCUGUUCCUGAACGGAGACGGGAUGGGAGCAGGAACUCAUCUCUCUGUCUUCCUGGUUCUGAUGAAAGGGGAAUAUGAUUUUCAGCUGAAAUGGCCUUUCCGGCAUAAGGUCACCUUCACUCUCCUGGACCAAGUCAAUAAGCAACACAUCUCCACUUCAUUUCGCCCCUUGGAGUCCUCGUCCUCAUUUCAGCGCCCCGUGAGUGAAACCAACGUGGCCAGCGGCCUCCCUGAAUUCUGCCCCUUGAACGUUCUCCAUGCCCCCAGGAAUACCUUUAUCUGCAAUGACACAUUAGUCAUUCAAGCUGUGGUAGACACAAAGACUUAGACGUAUGGUGACUUUCAUCCAACUGAACUGGAGGCCAUAUUGCCCAAAAAACUGUUAUUCAGAUAUACUGAUAUGGUGUUUUCAAAAUGGCUGCCACGAGAGACACUACUGCAUUCUUCAUGGUCUCGUCUCAAGAUAGGCACAACUGAAGAAGACUUCUGGACCCUUUUUCGCCUCUCAAGAUGGCUACCCUGAAACAAUAGGGAUUACUCUGUGAUAGCAGAAAAAAAUAAACCUAGGGUUUGAUCCAGGCAUAGUCAUGC